Messenger RNA from Haliotis rubra (blacklip abalone), 4525 nucleotides. RefSeq names its product E3 ubiquitin-protein ligase Rnf220-like. Gene Ontology annotation, molecular function: metal ion binding; ubiquitin protein ligase activity. NCBI's taxonomy places the organism in Eukaryota, Metazoa, Mollusca, Gastropoda, Lepetellida, Haliotidae. Bases 223 to 1998 code for a protein of 591 amino acids. Gene Ontology annotation, biological process: protein ubiquitination. The record is from RefSeq and is a predicted model, not a curated record. The transcript is spliced from 14 exons.
CUGAUCAGUGUGUAAAGUGAACUGUGGGGUGACAGACACAAGUUCAGCUCUCCGACAAGCCACAGUAGGAUGUAGCUCUUGGACUUUUUACACUCAUCUCACUACAGCUGAUGUGACUAGUGGAUAGCACUGCUGUGACAACAGUGUCAUCCCAGUAGUUUUGUAUUGGCAAAUAUUUACUCAGAAAAUCUGAGAAAACUGUUUUGAUAUUGCACUCUUGCCAUGAGUAAUUUGACCGAUUUCGCCAUGUUUCGAUUUAACUUGUGGCCUAAACCAUUCUUUACCCCUCCACCAGGAAACGCAGGAAUGGAGAACACAUCAUUUGUGCCGAAUCCGUUGACAUCUCCAGCGCUCAUGGUGUUAGCGUCAACUGCAGAGGGACAUGAAGCGGCUCGAAUGCCUUCGUCCCAUCCAUUCCAAGGACAGGGACUUGACAAGGAUAUGCCUACACCUUUCAAUACCACUGCAUUUACUAUGUACAGACCAGGGGACCCAUUCUCCCCACCAAUCUAUGCCCCCCUCCCUCCCUUCGUCAGAUCCAACUUGGACAGGGGUGUGGGCCUCAUAAGCCCUGGGGUUGGGGGAGCAUUUCGCCCCCUGGGGCCGAACAGUUCUGAGGGGGUAGAGAACUACCAGUCUGCGUUUACACCAGCCAAGAAGGUGAAAUUGGACGAUUCGGGAUGUCACUAUAGUAGCAGCGAAAAUUGUGAUCCAAAUUUUAGUGAGUCGAACCCAGACUCCACGAGCAUAAGGGACUCCACACCUUUUAUUGUGAAGGAAGAACGUCCUUCUAGUAUAAGUUCUGCUGGCUGCGACACAAAUUCCGAAAACCUGUCCGAGCCUGGGGACUUGUAUGAUAGAGGAACACCAGAUUCUGAAGGAAGAAAUCUUAGAAAGCAGCGGAAGCGAAGUGUUUUGGAUGGCCAGACUCCAUGUUGCCCUGUGUGUGGUAUAACUCUGAGAGCCGGGGAAGUCGAGUCCCACUUAAACCUGGAACUUGACAAGCUUGAAAAACUCAGCAGAGGAGGAAGAAAGUCAAGGGACUCAACACCUCAAGGGAGAAAGACAUUGCCAUCACCGUCUUCCUGCAGGAAAGGGAAGGACUCACCAUCACCAGAGGUCGCAUCUCAAGCCAGAUUUGAGUCCUACCUACGUAUCCGCUGUAAUCGGCAGUCACGCCUCAGCGCUCGGUGCCGGAAUAAGAAGAAGAAGCCAUCGGAAGAAGGUUACAAGGAGACAUUAUGUCCGGUGUGUAAUGACAGACUGACAGGGAAUGCUGACGAACUCAACGCCCAUGUAGAACAGUGCUUAAAGAAGUAUCAGACCCGAGGAGACCUAGGGGAGGAUGAGCCGGUGGACGUGGAGGGGGAUGGAGACCAGUACGAGGAGUACACGUGGGCGGGGCAGACCAGGGUCAGGGCGACCACCAUGCUGCAGGGAGGGUUUGCCAAGUCAGGAUUCCAGACAAUGAACUUGCGGAGAAUACAAGAUGAAGAUAUUGAUCUCAAUGUAGAUGGGGAUGAUUCUGAAGAGUAUGGAAAACCUCAAUUUUCUGAAGUUGAUGUGAUUCCUGUCAGUGCGGAUGAACCGGGGGAGGACCGCGAGAGACAGGCUUUGAGAGGAGCGUUACUCAGUUCUGAUCCAAGUUCUUCACAUACAGAAGGACAUUCCAACUCCCCCGAGUGUCAAAGUAAGCAGUCACAUGACCACAACCACGAUGUUCCCAUGGAGGGGUCAAGUGUGAGCACGACCACAGGUUCGUCGACAUCAGAAGUUAUCGGUGCACUGCGGUCCCGACUCAGGGAUCUGGAGGAGGAGAAGUCCGAGAGACAGAAAUGUCUCAUCUGUAUGGAACCGUACCGGAAUGCCCUGACAUCAAUACAGUGCUGGCAUGUCCACUGUGAAAUGUGUUGGCUCAAAACACUGGGAGCGAAGAAGUUGUGUCCACAAUGCAACAUGAUUACCUCCCCUUCUGAUCUCCGAAGAAUAUAUCUCUAGUUCCCAUCCCAUCCACCAGGUGUCCGUAGGCUUGUAGUCUUGUUUUCAAUCAGGGACAAUUUCCAUUGGCUGUGGAUACUCGUCGUAUGUGGCUUAGCCAAUCAGAAGUCAGUACCAGGAUCUGAAGGAAGCAGUACAUGAGGUCUGAAGAGCUGUCCUGUUGGUGCAGAGUGUUAAAUGUGAAAAUGUAAAUAAAUAAAGGUUUUAUUGCCAAAGUAGACCACUGUAAUGUAAAAAUACCACACUGUACAGAUAAAUUAUAUGAUGUGUUGUUAUAACUUUGAAUAAUGCAUAGUCGAGAAGGACUAGUUUUGUUCUGUUCCCCCGAUUUUGUGGAUGUUUUAUGGUUUGAUCAUUAUCAACCAGUAUUAAUGUUGAAAUCACCCCAAAUGAAGUUUUCACUUGCCUGAAACAAAGUUGUCAUUUACCUGAAUGAAAAUUUGUUGUGGAAAUUGCACAAAGCGUCAUAAACCUAUCGCAUUGAACUUAAAUUACAAAUUAAUAUGAUGCCUGUUUUCAUACUUUCAUUUCAUCAACAAAUGAAUUGUUUUUAUUUCAUAAAGCAAGUUGAUUAAUAAUCAGUUCAACACAGGUUAUAUUCUUCAGAAGUUCAAAUGCUUAUUGUCAUUAAGUCAAAUGUUUGGGUAAAUAUUCAUAUGUACUAUGACUAUUUCAAAUGUGGAAUUAUUGGUUUCUGUCAAAUCUGAAACAUCUGUCAGGAAAUCACAGUAUUACAAUCUGGAGACGUUAUAUCAAUUUGUGAUGGAACCGUCAAGGCAUAAUACUUGAGUUGUUGGUAUUUAAUUAGGAAAGAGUUUACCCAGUGUGGACAGAUCCUGUUAGUCCAGAAAUCCUUACUAUAUUGUGGUUUGGAAAAAACACAGCAGUUCGACUCAUUGAACCUGAAAAUUGAAUACUAGUAUCAGUAUGGGGCUUUAAUGUAUUCAGGAAAAAGCAGAUUGGUCACAUGAGCAUUGAAGUCGAUCACACAUUUACAAUAGGAAAUACAAUGUAAUAAAUCUCUAAAGAAAUUAAACACCCCAUCCUACAGUUUGAAAACAAGGUCUUGUGAGUAAAAUGAAGUUAUCCAAGCCAAUUGUUUUUCACUGUUGUGUACGUUACUCAAAAGAAGUUAAAGGGGCCGUGGGGUAGCCUAGUGGUUAAAGCAUUCGCUCAUCACGCCAAAGACCUGGAUUUGAUUCCCUAAAUGGGUACAAUGUCUGGUGUCCCCCGCCGUGAUAUUGCUGGAAUAUUGCUGAAAGCGGCGUAAAACUAAACUCACUCAAAAGAAGUUAAAGAACACCAAACGUUCCAUAUGAAAUAUCAGACUGACAUAUGAAGGAAAUAAGGUGAUCUUUCAAAGGGUUUGAGUAGUAUAUGAUGGUAAUGCCCUACCCAUGGGCGUAUAUCUUGUCACCUGCAAGUGUUCUAGACAGGUAUGUAUUCUAAUGAUAGUCGGGCCGGUGGGGUAGCCUAAUGGUGAAAGCGUUUGCUUGUCACGCUGAAGACCCGGGUUCGAAUCCCCACAUGGGCACAAUGUGUGAAGCCCAUUUCUGGUGUCCCCCGCCGUGAUGUUGCUGGAAUAUUGCUAAAAGCGGCGUAAAACCAAACUCAGUUAGUCUAAUGACAGUCAUAUAAUUUGCCCCAAGAUAGGAUAUGUGUAUUUUAUGACACACUAUGCUCCUACAGAACCUGCUUGUGUUGUGUGGCCCUGUGCAUAUUGAGAUAAUGUGAUAACACCAUUAAAGAGAAAUUAUUGUUAUUAACAUGACUUUUCAAAGGACUGUUGGGAUCAUGGUUUUGGGAUGUUUUAAGUAGUUCAGGUGCAUUGCAUUUCAAGACUCAUAUAUAUAUUUUAUAAAUUGCUUAUUUUAAAUAUUGUAAUAAAAAAGUAAUUCAAUUCUUUAGAAUUUAACCUUGAAGUGUUUGACUUAAAUCAGAAGAAACUGGGUCCGUCUUUGUAAGUUUGCAUAAAAAAUAGCAAUAGUUUUGUAUUGGACCGAGUGUUUGUGAAGUCCUGUAAGCAAUGUCUUCUAUGGGUCAUAUGAAGUGCUUCAGCAUGGCUGAACCUCAAACAUUUAAGAAAUCUAAAAGACUUCUUAAGGAACAUAGAUCUAGAGUGCUCUGUGUGAUAACCAGUAUUCAGUUUGUAAAAUCAAACAUUUCUUAUGAAUAUACAUUCUUUUGCAUUUAUGUUUCAUAAAGAUAAAAAUGACAUUUUUUAAGACAAAUGCUGCUUAAGCAAGCUAAUAAGAAAUGACCUCGUACCGAUAUUAUGGCAAGAGAUACAGAUAUUAUUUUCGAACUGGUGAUCUGGAAGUGUUGCACAUUGUUCCUUACUUAUCCUGCUUCUUCAGCUUGGGCAGUCAAAUUCGAUUUAACGUUUUUGAUCCGUCAAAACUGCUAAUAUGGUUGAAUUGGGGGCUUCACUGCCACUGUAAUUAUUUAUUGAUUGUUCAGGUUUUAAUCCCGAUUUGAUGUUGGUUUGUUGCCUUAACCCAAUUCAAUUUGAGCCAUCCCCACAAAA